AUGUUUCCAAGUUUUAAAUCUCUCCGCGAUCGAAAAAAUAAAUUGAAGCAACUCGCUGAAGAGAACAGUGAGGAGCUUCAAUUAGCACGCAUUAAGAAUGAUCGAUACAAACUAACGCAAUGGGCUACUGAUCUGGAUCAAACUAUAGAUGCUUCAAAGCUUCAACAAUUGCUAAGGAAUGUAGCUCCAACAAUGACAUCAGCAGGUGUACAAGCAGCUCCAUCAAUGACAACGAUGGGAAUACAAGCAACACCUUCUAUGACAACAAUGGGUAUGCAGGCAGUACCGGAAAUGACAACAAUGGACAGUCAAUACGAUUUAGAGGACAUUGGAGAUGAGGAAGAUUCAUUAAGUGAUAUUGAUGAUUCGCGAAGUACAUAUGAGUUUGGAACUCAAGUUGAAUCAACCGAUUUCAAUUUCCAAAAAAAUGCUCGAGACAAAAUAAUCGAUCAAUACACCAUCAAUCCAACUAUUAUCAAAAGAAAGGUCAAUCCAAUACUUAAUUCUGGUACUCCAGAUAAAAAUGUAUACAUUGGAACAGACGGCAAACUAUUCAGCGUGAAUAACGGGAAGUUAGCAAACAAACCACUGAAUAACUAUGAUUGGGUUGCAACCUAUGAUUACAUAAUGAAAAUUAUUGAUAUAGACAUGAAAGACAGUGCGGUCGGAUCAUCACAACAAUUUGGUUUCAACAUUGAAUCUGGAGCAUACGAAGUGCUUCGUGAUAUUUUGAUGAACAACACCUUUCCCGAGGGUACGAGAUUACCAAUCCCGUACAAAAAAGGAAAAAACCAACAUGGUGGUUUUAUUCCUGUAAAUGGAGGUUUUAGAGUAAAAUUAGUGGAUGGAGAAUUAAAAGUUUUUGAUGGUGAUCGAAUGAAAUCUAACAGCCAAGUCUCGUGGGAAUCGACUCUUGAUAUGUACAUCAAAUUUUUAAAGCAAAACAAUAUCGUUUUCAAGCAAUCACCGAUGUUUAAAAAUACCGAUUUAAAUACCUUUGCCAACAAUAGAACUACUAUUGAAUUUGUUGAUCCAUCUGACAAGGCAAUUGCCGAUAGCAACAAACAAGUGAAAGAUAUCCUUAUCAGAUUAUACAAUGACAACCCUUGGUUAGCGGAUGAGAAGGUAUUUCUUGAAGGGCCAAAGAUUGGUAAGAAAACAUAUUACCUUGGUGAAUAUGCAGCAAUCAUGAGUAAGAAACAGCAGGAAAUCAGUCCGUCUAUUAAGAGUCGCGUUGAUAAAAAUGCUAACUGGCUUGGAGCCCUUAACUAUAUUGCGGAUAGAUAUGGAGAUCGACUUGUAUCUGCGGACAUUACACUCAAGUCUGUCAAUCCAAAACGAUUCCAAAGAGCUCUCUCAUUUGACUCCAUGAGUGGUUUAGGUGUUGCAGAAGUUAAAGGACGUCGAAGCAUUCUAAAACACGAAUUCGAUAAACUUCAAGGUGCUCGUGGUUUAGGUAAUGAUAAUCGUCGCUUGGAAAGAGAAUUAAAAUUGAUUCGACGAGCUUUUUGA
Molecule: messenger RNA, 1512 nt
Organism: Plasmopara halstedii
Lineage: Eukaryota; Oomycota; Peronosporomycetes; Peronosporales; Peronosporaceae
Exons: 1
Coding region: 1-1512 (503 amino acids)
Source: RefSeq, a predicted model, not a curated record